AUGGCAUCGGUGCUAUCCUGUUCGAGCCACAACACGUGUAUGAUCUGCCUGAGUUCGCUCUUGCGACACCCCAAGCCAACAACCCACCGCCAAGAUACAACAUGCAAUAGAGGCGAUGACGUGUCAUCCGUCGGUCCAGAAGACGAAUCUGAGAAUGAAAUUGGAGCCGUCGUUCCCUGUGGUCACGUCUUUCACAUCAAGUGCUGGCAGCUCUGGGCGGCUCAUGAGGGACGGUGUCCGACGUGCAAUCAAGACGCAGCUAUCUUUUGCAAACUAUUCAUCAGUGCGCCGCCACUGCCGUCUCCGUCGGAACAUCCUCCAUCGCCUCCAUCAUCACCACAACCACAGCAAAAAUCACAACAACAUCAACAGCCAGAAGAAGAAGCACAAGCACCAGUCGAAGAAAUCUCUUUCGAGACACGACUGGGCUGUGGUACCAGUACAGAAGAAGAGGAAGAAGAAGAACAACGACAAAUCCUCUUGGACAUGCGCACCGCCGAACAACAAGGUCCUGCCCAUGCCAUUCGCAAGGUCGUAUCGCUACAAUCCAAAGUCCGCAAACUGAGGCGGACCAAUCGCGCCACACGCAAAGAUUUGGAAUCCACACAACUCAUGUUGGAUCUCACACAGGAAGAACUUACACUGGCCAAUCAAGAGUUGCAGCAACAACAAUCGGCUGUACACGAAUGCAAGGACAAGUUGUGGCGCUUGCAGACACAGCACUGGCAACGACACAAAAUAUUACACGAGGAAUUGGUAGAGCGACAUCAGCGUCAAAUCAAGGGAUUGCAAAAAGAAUUGGACGAUGUCAAGACACAACUCGCCUUUCGCAACAAUCGACGACAGCAACAACAACAACAUCAUUGGGCCGGGCAUAAUAGUAAUGCCGCCGCCACGGCGAUUUCCACAGUGACUGCCACUCCCAUGAUGAUUGCGUGUCGAGGUCCCCACGUAACGGCGGCUCCGGCUCCUGGAUUGGACCGGUGA
Messenger RNA from Seminavis robusta, 987 nucleotides. The record is from the annotation of a GenBank genome assembly. Lineage: Eukaryota; Bacillariophyta; Bacillariophyceae; Naviculales; Naviculaceae.